Lycium ferocissimum is the source of this 2087-nucleotide messenger RNA. RefSeq lists its product as uncharacterized. The record is from RefSeq and is a predicted model, not a curated record. Bases 219 to 1319 code for a protein of 366 amino acids. The transcript has a single exon. NCBI's taxonomy places the organism in Eukaryota, Viridiplantae, Streptophyta, Magnoliopsida, Solanales, Solanaceae.
UUUGCUUCUGCUUUAACCCCACUUUGGGUCCUGUCUUCUGCCAAAAAACCAGACACCAAUACAAUCAUCUUUAUAGACCGCCAUCAUCAAAACAAAAAAACUGCAAAAACACAAAUAUACAAUCUCCAAACAGAUCACAAAUCUUGAAAAAAAAAAAAAUAUUGAACUUUUGAGUGGAAAAAAAAAAAAGUUCCAUUUUUUUCUCUCUCUUAUGUUAAAUGCAUCAGAACAAUCUUGAAGUUCAGAUAGGUCAUCAAGAACACAGUGACCUUUCUUCCAAAUUCAAUCAAAAACAAUACCAAAUCCCAAACCAAACAACCCCAAAACAAAAUUUUCCAAAAUUUAAUCUUGAAAUCAAGAUCCCAUCACCAGAUUCUUCAACCAAUCAGAUUCACUUUAGAGAUGAACCAAUUUGCCAAAAUCAAUCACCUGGAAAAACCCUUUUGUCAACACCUCAUAAAAGACCAAUAAUGUCUCAAAGUUCCAAUCUUUAUCACUCUAAUAAUAACCAACAACAAAAUUCCCAUUUUAAAGUUCCAAUCUUGAAGUCAAACACUUCAUCAAAUCAGUCUUUUUUAUGUCCUUGUUCUAUACCUGUUUUGUUAGCUACAAAAAGAAUCACUCUUAGGUUACUUCAUCACUCGUGUCAUGCUUCUUGGAUUAGAGUCCAUUUAAAGCUUUUUAUUUUACUUUCUUUACCUUCUCUUUACUUGUUAACUUCAACUAAUUACUUGGGUUCUUUACUUUACUUGCUGUUUAUUAUUGCUCUAGUUUCUUUUCUGGUUAUUUCACUUUGUGUUGCUCUUCCAUGUGUACCUUCUAUCCGUAUAUUUCUUGCUAGAACUUUGUCUAUUAAUCUUCAUUCAUCACCAACUGCUUCAAAAGCUAGACCUUCAGUUGUUUGGUCAAUAGGGUCAAAGCCUAAACCAGAAAGAAAGCCGAUUUCGGGUUGUUGGGUGCAAGUUUACAGUAAUGGUGAUGUUUAUGAGGGUGAAUUUCAUAAAGGGAAAUGUUCAGGAAGUGGGGUUUAUUACUAUAGAUUGAAUGGGAGGUAUGAAGGUGAUUGGAUAGAUGGGAAAUAUGAUGGAUAUGGGGUGGAAACGUGGUCGAAAGGGAGCCGAUAUCGGGGGCAAUAUAGGCAAGGAUUAAGACAUGGAGUUGGGAUGUAUAGGUCUUAUACUGGGGAUUUAUAUGGUGGAGAAUGGUGUAAUGGACAGUGUCAUGGAUUUGGGGUUCAUACUUGUGAAGAUGGAAGCAGUUAUACAGGGGAGUUUAAAUGGGGUGUUAAACAUGGAUUAGGCCAUUAUCAUUUCAGGUAAACCACUUGGGCAUUUGUAACUGUUUCUUUUUGGACUGCUAGUUAUUAACUUGGGGGUGGUUUUGUUGCUGGUUACAGCUAUGCAGGUUAUAAUACAUAAUUGACUCAUAACUUAUACAUGUUUUAGUUAUGUGGAAUUGUAAAAUGAUAACUGAACAUUGUAUUUGGUGUGCUGAAUUUUAUACAAAACAACUAAAAAGCUACCAAACAUGGUAUUAACUAAGCUCGUUUUAAGACAUGCAUAAUUCCCUUUCUAACCAGCAACCAAGCAACCCCUUGAUGUAUAUUUGAGUUUUAAGUUGAGCUUUUGUGUUUGUGUGAAUUUUCAAUGGCUGAGGCUUACCAUUUUCACUUGUUUUUUCUCAAAAUCUUUGUUAUAUGUGCUUGGACUUCAUUUUCCUUGUCCUUUGUCAUGUUAGAUUAGAUGUCUUUCUGUGUUUUUCCUUGUUGCAUCUAGAAUUCAUGUAUGUUCCAAGAGCUACAUGGUUGGCUCAAUUGGUACAAGUUUUGUUGGGAUAGUUCCAUAUUUUCUACAUGCAAAACAGGAAACCAUAAUUUUGUAUCAAUUAGUCUUUGUCUUAGUGUCGGCCUACUUGCUUAUCGGUGCUAUAGGGUAUAUACCAACGAUACUAAGUACAUGAACAUUCAAGUUUGCACAUACAGAAGCAUUUAAUUAUUAUACGUGUGAGAAUAGGCAACAUUCAAGUUUAAGAUAUUCUCUAGGAUUGUCUCUCUGGGUUUUGAAAUGGUUUUUCACUGCAUUCUUCCU